This is a messenger RNA of Symbiodinium necroappetens, 2478 nucleotides long. The record is from the annotation of a GenBank genome assembly. Lineage: Eukaryota; Dinophyceae; Suessiales; Symbiodiniaceae.
AUGGAGGUUGAGGCAGAGGUUACGGCUUCUGUUCUUGGGGAGACUGAGCCCCUGGAGACCAGUGGCAGUGUAUGUGGCAGCUGUCAUUGGCUUGAUGGGGAUGGAAUUUGGCGUAAGGGGAGUGUGCCGGAUGCGGAACAAUGGGAUGUGGUUACCGGUGGUAAGCUGGAGACCAAAAAGCCCGCUGAGGAUGAAAAGCAUGCCGGGACAAUCUCAAAGCUCUCUUUGCCAGGUGUUACUGCUCGGUCACCGCCCUCGGAGUCCUCUUCUUCCUUGGUGGUGACACCACCUCCCAAAGGCUUGCCAUAUUCUCCCCAGAGUGAGGCAAAGAAACGUGGGAAGCACUACUUCGUAAAAGACAGGGCCUAUGGGUAUCGCUGCCUGAAUUGCGAUUGUGCAAGCAUGGACCUAGAGGUUCUGAAGGGCAUUGAGUGCCAGCCGCCAAAGGGUUCCGAGGCGAGGGUUCAUGCAGCUGAUGAAGCUGAGCUUGAGUUGGCGAAGCUACGAGACCUCGAAGCCGAGGGCCUUCAGCUUGAGGAGCUGCUUCUUCACGAACAACGACAACUUGAAGAAAUGAUGAUGCAAGCCGAGAUAGAAGAACUGCAGAAACAGCUAGCCAUAGAAGAACAGCAGUUAUACGAGGCUAAAGUUCGCAGCCUAGAGGAUGCAGCACGUGAAGCAGCCGCAGCAGCAGGAGUACAUGCGCAGCAAGUUGAGCCGACCGCAGCAAGGGAUGCAAACGAGGUUCAGGCGCCAGCAGCAAGGGAUGCAAUCGAAGUUGAGGCACCAGCAAGGGAUGCAAAGCAGGUUGAGGCACCAGCAGCAAGGGAUGCAAAGGAGGUUGAAGCACCAGCAGCAAGGGAUGCAAAGGAGGUUGAGGCACCAGCAGCAAGGGAUGCAAAGGAGGUUGAGGCACCAGCAGCAAGGGAUGCAAAGCGGCCUCGCACUUCUACCGUAUGCUGUGAAUCAAGCUCCACACCCAACCCGCUGAGUUCUGGGGACCCCGAAAGCUUAGCAAAGAAUGCGCUGCUUGGUGCACCUUGCUUGCCCUCGGCUACAGGACCUGACUGCUUGGAGACAGUGCCCUGGAACUUCGACGACACCGGCCUGGAGGAUGUCAACGUAGGUGAGCCGCACCACCUGAUCAGUGAGGAGCCGUCUGAGCAUGGUGAGGGCGACAAGGAGCCGGUGUCGCCCAAGUCUGCAAAGCAGGAAGAUCUGUUGCCUGCUUGCCCAGACACUUCCAAGGCUGAGCCAUUGUCUCCGGCUGAGCAGACUCAGCUGAGUGGGGCAAGGGGUAAAGCCAAUGGUAAAGCCAGAGCCAGGUGCCCCAGGAAGGCAGCUGGUGAUGAUGAUGAUGAGGGGGGGCUCGGUGAAUCCGAGCCAAAAGAUGCAGUCUUGAAGCGACCCGCAGCCCGAUCUCGAGGUGGCCGUGGACGUGGCCGCACUCCCGGGGCCAAGGGGGGCGGCCGGGGACGGGGACGGGGACGGGGAUGUAAGCGACCUGAAUCCCCGCCUCCGAGUGAUCACGAUGAUGAUGAUGCCGAUGCCAGUGGUGCAGAGGAGGAAGAGAAGGAAGAGGAGGAGGAUGAAUCCCAGGAUGAAGCUCCGCCCUGCAAGCACAACGCGCGAACCAAGAAGCCGGCACCGAAGGAAAAGGAGGAGGAGGAUGCACCAUCCCCCAAGAAAAGGGGGCCGAAAAGGAAGCGGGCACCGAUCGAAAAGGAGCAGGAGGAUGAAGCACCGUCCCCCAAAAAGAAGCGGGCAUCGCCCAAGAGCAGAGGAUGCCUCGACCUCGAACUCGCGAUCGUGUCCAAGGAUGGCAAGUCCGAGCCUCCCGAGCAGGUUCUCUUGCUCCGGUGGAUGACGACGUUGUCCUUCGAUGAAACGUACGAGUUCUUCGAGCUCUUCUCUGGAGAAGGGAAGGUUACCCAAUUCUGGCAUGAUGAGGGGUUUACCACUGCAAGCUUCGACAAACUCUACGGCGACCCUUUAAACUUCCUUCAAAACCAGGGCUUCGCGAUUGCCUGCUGGGUUGUGCUCAACGAGUGUCCCGACGCCUUCAACCUCAUCGGCCCUGAUUGUUCCAGCUGGGGCCUGCCAGCGAGGGGGACAAGUAUGAGGUCAAGCAUCAAUCCGUUUGGGAGGAUGGGUAUUGCUUGGGUCUCUUCGAACUACUGCCUGGUGAGCAGGCUUGUUCUCCUCCUCCUGCUGGUCAUGGCUAAGCAGUGCACAUGGGUGGUAGAACAGCCCCACCAGUCAUUAUUGAAGACCCACAAACGCUGGGACUGGAUGUGCAACCAGGUUGUGCGAGUUUUCCAGCAACGCUUUUGGAUGAUGUUGCACGGUGCCGCCAGCCCCAAGCCUACCAUUGUGUUUUCUCCUAUGGCUACCAUAUCCCAAUUGGACCUUGGCCGCCUUACCAGAGCCGAGAAACAGAAGCGCCAGAAGCUGACCACAGUCCGCACCAUAGCUUAA